GUUGAUCAUGGGUGACUGGAGCUUCUUGGGAAACAUAUUAGAGGAAGUAAAUGAACACUCGACAGUGAUUGGGAGGGUGUGGCUCACAGUGCUCUUCAUCUUCCGGAUCCUCAUCCUGGGCACAGCCGCUGAGUUUGUGUGGGGCGACGAGCAGUCGGAUUACGUGUGCAACACCCAGCAGCCUGGUUGCGAGAACGUGUGCUACGACGAGGCUUUCCCCAUCUCGCACAUCCGUCUGUGGGUUCUCCAGAUCAUCUUUGUGUCUACGCCCUCGCUGGUGUACGUUGGCCAUGCUGUGCACUAUGUCCACAUGGAGGAGAAGCGUAAGGAGCGCGAGGAGGCCGAGCUGAACCGCCAGCAGGAGCUGAGUGAGGAGAGGCUGCCGCUAGCGCCUGACCAGGGUAGUGUGCGCACCACCAAGGAGACCAGCACCAAGGGUAGCAAGAAGUUCAGGCUGGAGGGCACCCUGCUGAGGACCUACAUCUGCCACAUCAUCUUCAAGACGCUGUUCGAGGUGGGAUUCGUGGUGGGCCAGUACUUCCUUUACGGCUUCCGCAUCCUGCCGCUGUACCAGUGCAGCCGAUGGCCCUGCCCCAACACCGUGGACUGCUUCGUGUCGCGCCCCACUGAGAAGACUGUCUUCAUCAUCUUCAUGUUGGCCGUGGCAUGCGUCUCGCUCUUCCUUAACUUCGUGGAGAUCAGCCACCUGGGCCUGAAGAAGAUCCGCUUCGUGUUCCGCAAGCCGCCGCCCCAGACCCAGGGAGGUCAGGGCGGCGAAGGCCAGAGCCCAACUGGGGAAAAGAGCCUGCACUCCAUGGCCGUGUCAUCCAUCCAGAAGGCCAAGGGCUACCGGCUGCUGGAAGAAGACAAGCCCGCAUCGCACUUCUUCCCCUUGACAGAGGUGGGCAUGGAGGCAGGCAGGCUGCCCGCAACUUACCAGGCAGGAAGUGAGAACGUCUCUAAAGUGUACGACGAGUCUUUGCCUUCCUACGUCCAGACCACUGGGGCGGAAGUGAGGGUCAUACCGGAAAGCGGCGAGGACGAGGGCUCCGCGGACCCCGACGUGGAGGCUACCGACACGAUAGCAGACACCAGACCACUCAGCAGUUUAAGCAAAGCCAGCAGCAGGGCAAGGUCAGACGAUUUGACAGUAUGAAAGUGAAAGCAAUGUGAAAAAGCCUCACAGAGCCUUAACUCUCGCUGUGAGGGAAGUUAACAUCAGCUUGUUAUUCGGGAAAAAGAGUUUAAAAUGCUGUGCAAUGUGCAAGGAGCCUUUAGUUUUAAAAGAAAGAUAAACUUGUAUUUUAUAAGACAGCAUUUUUUGUACAGUUUUUAUCAAUCUAUUUAAAAGCUAACAAAAAGAAAAAAGGUUGUUUUCAGCAGGAUUCCUAUCGUACAGAGGAGGUUAUUAUUUAACAAAAACGUGCUGUUUUUUAAUUCACAUAUUUUCUAUCAAGAGUUUAACCAAAAACCAAACGCUUCCGAUGUUUACAUUUUUUGAUUAGCCAUUUAGCUUGAUGUUAAAUGUUAUAUUUCUAUUGAACAAGUUGUUUUUUGCAAUACUGUCAGGGUUGAGCGUGUGUGUAUGUAUUACAAUCAUUUCACAUCUACUCACACAUAUACAACUCAUUUAUUUCACCUAAUAGACCUACAGUAUGUGUGCAAGUUGUAUAAUGUCCUUUAGAUUUAUUUAUUUUAUUUGUGAGGUGAAACAUCACAUUCUCAUAGAAUUGCCAUCAAACAUUAUUAAAAGAAAGGACCACUGGUUAAAUGAAAAUUGACAUCAAUCUUGGCAUUUAUGUUUUUUAUCCACAACAUGUAUCAAAAAGCCUUGAUAAACAUAUAUUUUAUUGAUAACUAUGGGAACCAUGGAAACUACUGGGGGCAAAAUACUUUCUUCCCUUCCUCUACACACAGCCACCAUGAUGAUAAAGAUCUUGUCCUAUCAGCACAAAGUAUUGUUGAACAAGAGAGAAUAAAAGAGCAAACUCAUAUUCACAAAACAGGCCUUCCUUGACAAAGUUUGAAAGAAAACAACUUUUUGAUUCCAUCUCAUGAAAUGUGGCAACCAUAAGCAGUGUAGCCAAAGUGCUCAGUUCGCGAUGUACAUUUCAAAACUGGAAUUAAAUGUCAAACUAAGGGCCUCGCAAUAAAUUCAUUUACACAGUGGUCAACACGCUAACGUCUAUCACGUUGGUCAGGUUUCGACACAGAUCAACCAAGAGCCAUAUUGUCAGGCAAUAUGACCAUCUUGCUUUGCCAAUGUUCAUAUGUACAAAUAUAUGAUGAAGAGGUAUUCUUUUAAAUUGUAUUGGUUAUCUAGUUGAUUCAUUUGUGUUACAAAUGAAGACUAUACAUAUCAGAAACCCAUUGACACUAAUUCUGCUAACUGGACAGUGACAGAACAUAAAUGCUGAAGUGAAACAAUUUACGGGCCUUAAAAUCAACCUUGGUUUUGAAAUACGGGAAUAUGGAAGUGCCUGAAGGAUAUACUUUCUGAUACUUGUCUUCAGUCCGUAUGAGCCCUUCCAUAUUGUGACGUUGAAACAUCAUAUUGUGAAAUUGAAAGUUGAACUGUGUGUCUAAAUAGAAUGGCUGUAAUGUUUUGAUGAGCGCCAAUUGAUUCCAUUUUACCCCGUCGCUUUUAUUUCUAUUUUCAUUAUUUGACAAAAUAAUGCUAUUUAAAAUGGCGUAGUUGUUAAGGCAUUGUUGCUCUGGGAACUGCUCGACUGUUGUUCAUUUGAAUUAAAUCCCAAUUCUAUUUUAGGUUAUUCAAACAUAUUUUCCUUCCUCAAAGUUUUGCAUAUCUGUUACCCAUCACACUACUUCAGAAAAACACCAGGGUCGUGUUGAUUAGGCAACAAACGGAUAAAAACAGACAAACAGAAAGGGAGUACUGUAACUGGCUUGGUUUGGUGCUUUCAUUCCAACCAAGUCCUGCCAUUUUGCCAGAGGCCGAAUGGUUCAGCAAUCAGUAUCGCCAUCAACACAUUGCAACAAAUAAUGAGAAGCGUUUGGAACUAUCACCAGUCAGAGGAGGUAAAGCAAACGUUUCUGUAUGUUGAUAUGAUUAGGAAAGUAAUGCUUCCACGGAGGGGGGAGCAUUGAGCCUUGUUCAGCCAACAAAUGCAAACCAUCUCAGUAUAGUGCAGUGGCCCCUCAAACUCCUGUCCUAGACAAGAUGCUACAAGCUGCAAGGUUAUCAACUUAGCCCAAACCUCAGUUCUGUACGUAAUGUGAAUGGGGCAGACAUUCACUUCUGAGGGCUGCUCCAGAUGGGGUGCUGUUCAUUUGGAUUAAAUCUCAUUUCAAAAUGAAAUCCAAAAUGAAUUCAUGACGUUGGUAAGGUAUCCAGUUAAACAUUUAGCCAUGCUGAAAGUAGUCGACCUUGCUGACCUGCUCACCUGAAUGUCAGGAUAAUAUCAGGAAUAUCAGUAUAAAUAUUAGAGGAAAUAUCAUUUUAUUUUUCAAGCUGUGUACAUUCCCAAUAAUCAAG
Molecule: messenger RNA, 3496 nt
Organism: Oncorhynchus keta (chum salmon)
Lineage: Eukaryota; Metazoa; Chordata; Actinopteri; Salmoniformes; Salmonidae
Product: gap junction alpha-8 protein-like
Exons: 2
Coding region: 8-1156 (382 amino acids)
Biological process (GO): cell communication
Cellular component (GO): connexin complex
Source: RefSeq, a predicted model, not a curated record